This is a messenger RNA of Colletotrichum godetiae, 1199 nucleotides long. Its product is annotated as 2OG-Fe(II) oxygenase superfamily protein. Lineage: Eukaryota; Fungi; Ascomycota; Sordariomycetes; Glomerellales; Glomerellaceae. The record is from RefSeq and is a predicted model, not a curated record. The transcript has 4 exons. Gene Ontology annotation, molecular function: 2-oxoglutarate-dependent dioxygenase activity. Bases 78 to 1199 code for a protein of 373 amino acids.
GAGGUUUUGGUCUGCAUACCGAAAUCAGGACUUGCUUCCAUGUCAAUCCGGGAUACGACCACAACCUGGGAAUUACGAUGCCUUCAGCCAUUUCUGCGGAACUAAUUUCCUUGCCAAAAUGGCAGCGGCCUGCAAAGACACAACACGAGUUACCUUGGGCAGACAUCGCUGUGAUUGACAUUAGCAAGUUCGAUCAACCAGGCGGGAAGAAGCAGUUAGCCGAAGAACUUCGACAAGCCGUACACGAGACUGGAUUCUUCAGUCUCAUAAACACCGGCUUCACGCCAGAAGAAGUGCAACGCCAGUAUGAUAUUGGUCAAGGCUUUUUCAACCUCGCCGCCGAGGACAAGGCCAGACCGGGUAACACGUGCGACUUUUCCAAGGGGAAUUACUUUGGAUAUAGAUCGGCGCAUGACAAGAAGAUGCAGGGAACGGAUGUCCUCAACAACGUUGAGUCGGUGAAUAUUGCCAAAUUCAUCCCAAAUUACAAAGACGAACCAUUCCAUCCAUUCUUCAAGCCGUUUCGGCAAGAGAUUGAAGACUUCUCAAGACGCUCCCUCGACCUCGCAAGCAAAGUCUUCACCCUUUUCUCCAUCAUUCUGGAGCUCCCAGAAGACUACUUCUCCUCCCGCCACGCCUACGCCUCCCCAAGCGAAGAUCACCUCCGCUACAUGGGCUACCACACCCGCCCUCUCGCCGACGACCUCAAAGUCGGCAACACCUGGUCGCGCGCCCACACAGACUUUGGCUCCCUCACCCUCCUCUGGAGCCAGGACGUCGCGGGGCUCCAGAUCAAGACCUCGCCGGGCGAGGGCGCGGGCGAAUGGCGCUACGUACCGCCGGUGGACAACGGCAUCGUAUGCAACGUCGGCGACACACUCGAUUUCUGGUCCGCGGGUUACUUGAAGUCGACGACGCACCGCGUUGUGAGACCGCCUGAAGACCAGGCUCAUUUGUUUCGGCAGGGUUUGUUCUACUUUGUGAGGCCUGGUGACGAUGUUGAUAUCAAGCCUGCGCCGUCGCCGCUGCUUAAGAGACUUGGGCUGGUUGGGGAGGAUGCGGAGGAGGCUGUGCCGGUGAGGGGGUUGCAGUAUGUGAGGGAGCGGGUGAGAGAUUAUCAUGAUCACAAUGACUAUGCGGAUAUGAAGGGGAAGAAGUUUCGGGUGGGCAAUCUUGAGAUUGAGGAUGAGGCGGAGUGA